Vollenhovia emeryi is the source of this 660-nucleotide messenger RNA. RefSeq lists its product as uncharacterized. NCBI's taxonomy places the organism in Eukaryota, Metazoa, Arthropoda, Insecta, Hymenoptera, Formicidae. The record is from RefSeq and is a predicted model, not a curated record. The transcript has 2 exons. Bases 1 to 660 code for a protein of 219 amino acids.
AUGAUUGACAUUCUCAAUAUCAAUGAAGAGCCAAUCUUCGACGAGCGCAUCGUCAAGACUGAGACUCACUCGUACAAUCCGUUUGCCAACACUACAUUCGGACACAGCGAUGAGAUAAGAAUACCUAUACAACAACAGGAUCUCUAUACGUUGUCACACGAAAGUUUUCUGUACAUCGAAGGAAAACUAACUACUACCAAACAAAUCGAAGGACCUGAUGUAGUACUGGGAAAUAAUUGUGUCGCGUUCAUGUUCGACGAGAUCCGAUAUGAACUUGAUGGUGUGGAGAUUGAUCGUGCCAGAAAUGUUGGAAUAACCAGCACGCUCAAGACCUAUGUCUCGUCAUCGUUCGAUAAAAUGUCUCUGAAGAAUGCCGGCUGGGAUGUGGUGAACAAUGGAACCGGAGACUUUAAUUUUUGUGUGCCGCUCAGCAUGCUAUUGGGAUUCUGUGAAGAUUAUCAACGCGUGAACAAGGACCGUUUGUCAUCGAUUGCUCCCGACAAAACGUCGGAGUCGGUCAAGAGCGCGACUGUGGACGUAAGAUUGGAAUUUGAGUGUAAGGCGAAUGUGCCAGUAAAUACCACUGCGUACUGUCUCAUCAUACAUGAUCGUGUGGUUCAGUACAACCCGCUGACCAGCGUCGUGCGCAAAAUUCCCUAA